AUGACAAAUUCAAGUCAAGUAAAUGUUGGAACAGUGAGUGCUGCAACAACAUCAGUUGCACACAAUCCUUCAACUGCUGCCCUUGCACCGGCUAAGAAAACUGCAAUUUUUUUUGGAGUCCACUUCAAGAGAUGGCAGCAGAAGAUGUUCUUCUAUCUGACUGUGUUGAGUCUGCAGAGGUUAAUUAGUGAGAACAUUCCUAUUCAAUUGGAUGAAACUUCGAACGAAGGACUAUUCUUGGAUGCUUUGAAAAAGAAGUACGAAACAAAGGAUGCUGGAAUUAAAAAGUUCAUUGUGGUAAAGUUUUUGGACUAUAAGAUGAUAGACAAUAAGACUGUUGUCAUCCAAGUUCAAGAGCUGCGGGUCAUAAUCCAUGACCUCCUUGUCGAAGGAUUGAUUGUAAAUGAUGCUUUUCAAGUGGCGGUCAUUAUUGAGAAGUUACCUCUGUUGUGGAAGAACUUAAAAAACUACUUGAAACAUAAAUGCAAGGAGAUGGUUGUUGAAGAUCUCAUGGUAAGACUGAGAAUCGAAGAGGAUAACAAAGCUGCAGAAAAGAGGUCAUGUGGUAAUUCAGCAAUAUCUGAAGUAAAUGUUGUUGAAGAAGAUCCCACAAAAUCAAGGAAAAGAAAGAAAGCAUUUGGACCGAAGAACAAUCCUCCUAAGAAGAAAUUCAAUGGAAACUGCUUCAAUUGUGGCAAACGUGGUCAUAAGGCUACUAAAUGUCGGGGUCAUAAGAAGGACAGAAGAAGGAUCAAGCAAAUUCGCCUGAAUUCAAAGACGAGAUGGACGAUCUUUGUGCAAUGCUUUCAGAAUGUAACUUGGUUGGAAAUCUAA
Solanum stenotomum is the source of this 834-nucleotide messenger RNA. RefSeq lists its product as uncharacterized. The transcript has 3 exons. The record is from RefSeq and is a predicted model, not a curated record. Lineage: Eukaryota; Viridiplantae; Streptophyta; Magnoliopsida; Solanales; Solanaceae. The coding region runs from base 1 to 834 and encodes 277 amino acids. Gene Ontology annotation, molecular function: nucleic acid binding; zinc ion binding.